This is a messenger RNA of Aspergillus steynii IBT 23096, 1320 nucleotides long. Its product is annotated as ribose-5-phosphate isomerase RKI1. The coding region runs from base 263 to 1096 and encodes 277 amino acids. The transcript is spliced from 3 exons. Gene Ontology annotation, cellular component: intracellular membrane-bounded organelle. Lineage: Eukaryota; Fungi; Ascomycota; Eurotiomycetes; Eurotiales; Aspergillaceae. The record is from RefSeq and is a predicted model, not a curated record. Gene Ontology annotation, biological process: D-ribose metabolic process; pentose-phosphate shunt, non-oxidative branch. Gene Ontology annotation, molecular function: ribose-5-phosphate isomerase activity.
AAACCCCCGGGAUUAAUUAAUUAUUUCAUUGGCACGGCCCGGCGCUGACCGGCCAACAAUUGCAUUGACGGCGCGGAGAAGAGAGCCCCGACCGGCGAUGGCGUCUGUUCCCCCGCGCUGCGCAGUUCCUGGGUGAAUCCGGUUCUUGCGCGGCGUCGCUCCAGUUUCUUCUCGUCUGCGUCCUCUCCUGCCUCGACCCUCCUUCUCGUCGAUUCUUACCCCGCUUCAUUCCGCCACGGUCCGUCCUCGGUCCUCGUCCACAAUGGCCAGCAUCAUCGAAGACGCAAAGCGCGCGGCCGGUAAGACCGCCGUCGACAACCACUACCCCAAGGAUGCCAAAUACGUCGGCAUUGGCAGCGGUUCGACAAUCGUCUACGUCGUCAAGGCCAUCAAGGAAUCCGGCAUCGACACCUCCAACACAAAAUACGUCCCGACGGGCUUCCAGUCCAAGCAGCUCAUCCUCUCCCAUGGCUUGACGGCCAUCGACUUUGACUCAAUCCCCGAAGGAACCGUCUUCGACGUUGCCUUUGACGGUGCCGACGAGGUGGAUGACGAUCUCAACCUGAUCAAGGGCGGUGGUGCCUGUCUGUUCCAGGAGAAGAUCGUGGCUCUCCAGGCGAAGGAGUUCAUUUGUGUCGCAGACUCGCGCAAACUCCAAUCCCGUCUCCUGUCCGGCUGGAAGUACAUCCCCAUCGAGGUGGCCCCCUAUGCGGCCCAUCGGGUGGUCACCGCGCUCAAGGAAAUCGGCAGCAUCGAUCCGGCCGUGCGCCUGAGCUCCGCUCCCCAGCCCAACGUCCCCAUUGAGGGUCCUCUCAAGACCGACCAGGGAUUCUACAUCAUCGACGCGCCCUUCAAGACCCUGCUGACGAAGGCGGACGUGGCCGCCGGUCAGGAUGGCAGCGGCAAGGACGGAGUCUGGGAGGUCGAGGCCCUCUCCCAAGCCAUCAAGCUGAUCCCCGGCGUCCUGGACGUGGGUAUCUUCUCCGGUCUGACGGGACCCCAGGCCCAAGCGCAGGGAGGCAUUGGAGGCCAGAAGCCCGUCGCCGCCUACUUUGGUAUGCCGGACGGCUCCGUGUCGGUCCGAAGGGCCGCCUAGAGCUUUCGUGGCCGACUCUGUAGAUGAAUAUACGGUGGAAAGAUAUGAAGAUGAUACCAUUUAGAUAUAUUAGCAUAAAUUUGGAGAUUUCGUUUUGCAUGGUCGGUUGGAUCCGAUACGAUGGAGAGGGAAGAUUACAGGGAGGCCAUUUCAUGUCGAGACCCCAUGACUAGUCAUAAGCAGUCUCCAAUUUCAUCAUCGAAGCGACUUACUUGCAAUCAGUU